AUGCAUUUCACUACCAUCCUCGCUGUGUCAGCUUCUCUCGUCACCCUGGGCUACGCUGCCGACCCUCUCUCCUUCACCAGCUGGCCGGCAGAUAUCGCCGCCGGCAAGCCCGUCACUCUGACAUGGGCCGGUGCUAAUACUCACGCGCCUGUCACUCUUACUCUCCGAAAGGGUACUUCGGGAAACCUGCAGGACGUGGAGACCAUUACCGACCAGGCUAAGGACGGUACUUUUACCUGGACCCCCGGCGCGAACAUCAAGGAGGGCGAGACCUAUGCCUUCCAAGUCACCCAGGAUGGCGAGCGUAACUACUCUGCUUUGUUGACGGCUGCUGCCCCUGCCAACCCCCAAGCUUCCGAAGCCACCCAGACCGGUACUUCCGCAUCCACCACCGCUGCUCCCACUGGAACCACGAGCAUGUCCAGCAGCGAGAUGACCGGCACUACCAGCAGGGCUUUGAUCAGCUCUUCAGUCUCUGGCACUCCAUCUAGCACCCCUACCUCCACCUCUGCCACCAGCUCCAUGUCGGCCGAAGCUCCCUUUGGCACCGAUGAUUCAGUUAUGAAUGGAAAGGAGGCAUCCGAGACCGCGGGUGUUCAGAGCUCUGCGUCAAUUUCGCGAUACUCUGUUGGGCUAGCAGCAGGUGCCAUUGCUGCGCUUUUCUACAUUGGAUUUUAA
Molecule: messenger RNA, 678 nt
Organism: Penicillium longicatenatum
Lineage: Eukaryota; Fungi; Ascomycota; Eurotiomycetes; Eurotiales; Aspergillaceae
Product: GPI anchored serine-threonine rich family protein
Exons: 2
Coding region: 1-678 (225 amino acids)
Source: RefSeq, a predicted model, not a curated record